Trypanosoma theileri is the source of this 621-nucleotide messenger RNA. RefSeq names its product acetyltransferase. Gene Ontology annotation, cellular component: NatA complex. The coding region runs from base 1 to 621 and encodes 206 amino acids. Gene Ontology annotation, biological process: mitotic sister chromatid cohesion. Gene Ontology annotation, molecular function: acyltransferase activity, transferring groups other than amino-acyl groups. Lineage: Eukaryota; Euglenozoa; Kinetoplastea; Trypanosomatida; Trypanosomatidae. The transcript has a single exon. The record is from RefSeq and is a predicted model, not a curated record.
AUGGCCGAUACUAAUGGUACCAGCCGAAAGGAAGACAACUGUCUUGAAAAGGAGCUGCCAGAGGUGGAAGGUCUGGUAAUUCGCACACUGGAUGACCCACGUGUGGUGGAACGUGUUCGUAUACUAGAUCAGUACUGCCUUGCUGUAAAGUACCACGACCAGUAUUAUGAUAAAUAUGUAAGGCCGUGCCCUCAUCAAUACAAUCAGCUCGCCUUCUACCAUGAUGUGCUGGUUGGUAGCUGUACGUGUCGUCUGGAACAAACAGACAAUGAGGAUGAAUUACGUCUCUAUGUUAUGACUAUAGUGGUUCUUGAGCCGUAUCGCCAUCUUGGCAUUGGAAGCCAUUUGCUGACAAGAGUUUUGAAAAAUGUGGCGGAAGAAACGAAGGUUCGCAUUGGAGAAGUAACUCUGCAUGUACAAGUAGGUUCUCCAGCAUUUGAAUUUUACAAAAAGUUUGGUUUUGAGGUGGUGGAAAGGGUGGAAAACUACUAUUCAGGUCUUGAUGAGACUGACGCAUUUUUUCUGCGCAAAGUGGUGCCACAACCGCGACUUAAGUCUGCACAGCAGCAACAGAAUCAACGGCCUAAGGCUAGUGGAGCUAAAAACGGAAAGAAAAAGUGA